Messenger RNA from Pelobates fuscus (common spadefoot toad), 1934 nucleotides. Its product is annotated as lanosterol 14-alpha demethylase. Bases 52 to 1554 code for a protein of 500 amino acids. The transcript has 11 exons. Gene Ontology annotation, molecular function: heme binding; iron ion binding; monooxygenase activity. The record is from RefSeq and is a predicted model, not a curated record. Lineage: Eukaryota; Metazoa; Chordata; Amphibia; Anura; Pelobatidae.
AGCCGGAGGGACAGACAGACAGCAUCACACUGUGUAUAUACCCAGGCAACCAUGCUGGUGAGUCUGUGGCAGGCAGGGGGUGCCCUGCUUGAAGAAGCUGUUGGAGGCAGUGUGGCAUCUCGUGUCCUGCUUCCAGUUACCUUUCUUCUUCUCUUGGCAUAUCUGUCGAAGCUGGCCUUCAAACAUUUAAGCACUAUUGACACCGACAACGCGAAAUACCCACCAUUUAUUUCAUCAUCUAUACCUUUUCUGGGACACGCCAUAUCCUUUGGUAAAAGCCCAAUCGAUUUCCUAGAAAAUGCAUAUGAAAAGUAUGGACCAGUCUUCAGUUUCACUAUGGUGGGCAAAACCUUCACUUACCUGGUAGGUAGUGACGCAGCCGCCUUGCUCUUUAACAGUAAAAAUGAGGAUCUGAAUGCUGAAGAUGUAUACUCUAGGUUGACAACGCCAGUCUUUGGCAAAGGAGUUGCCUACGAUGUUCCUAAUCCGAUCUUUUUGGAACAGAAAAAAAUGCUGAAAACUGGACUAAACAUCGCUCAUUUCAAAACUCACGUGAGGAUGAUUGAAGAGGAGACCGAGGAGUACUUCAAGCGCUGGGGGGACAGUGGAGUUGGAAAUUUAUUUGAGGCUCUUUCAGAACUGAUCAUCCUGACAGCCAGUCGAUGCCUACAUGGGAAGGAGAUUCGGAACCUUCUCAAUGAAAAAGUGGCACAACUAUAUGCAGAUCUGGAUGGAGGUUUCACACACGCAGCUUGGCUUCUGCCCGGGUGGCUACCAUUACCCAGCUUCAGGCGCAGAGACCGGGCUCACCGAGAAAUCAAGAAUAUUUUCUACAAGGUGAUCCAGAAGCGCAGGCAGUCACAAAAUCCUGACGACGAUAUGUUGCAAACACUUGUGGACGCAACGUACAAGGAUGGCACCCCAUUAACCGAUGAUGAGAUUGCAGGAAUGCUAAUCGGUUUACUAUUAGCUGGACAACACACGUCUUCCACCACCAGUGCCUGGAUGGGAUUUUUCUUGGCUAAAAAUAAAUCUUUUCAGGAUCAGUGCUUUGCGGAGCAGAAAGCCGUGUGUGGAGAAGAUCUGCCGUCUCUAAACUAUGAUCAGCUAAAGGAUAUGCAAGCACUGGACCGGUGUAUAAAGGAAACUCUAAGACUGAGACCCCCCAUUAUGACAAUGAUGAGAAUGGCUAGGACACCCCAGGAGACUGUUGGAGGUUACGUGAUUCCUCCUGGACACCAGGUAUGCGUGUCUCCAACUGUUAACCAUCGCCUACGGGACACAUGGGUACAGAAUACCGAUUUUAACCCAGACAGAUACCUUCACGAAAAUCCAGCAGCAGGAGAGAAGUUUGCAUAUGUUCCUUUUGGUGCAGGUCGGCAUCGUUGCAUUGGUGAGAAUUUUGCUUACGUUCAGAUUAAAACCAUCUGGUCUACAAUGCUACGUUUGUAUGAGUUUGAACUGGUUGAUGGAUAUUUCCCCUCCAUAAAUUAUACCACCAUGAUUCACACCCCAAACAACCCAGUCAUCAGAUAUAAAAGAAGGAAACAUUAAAUCAUGAACUUUAACUGCUCAACAGAAGAAACAUUUUACUUUGAAAAUUGUAAAUUAAGAAGGGCGGUGGGGUUUAAUAAAAAAAAAAAAAAAAACUUUGCUAAACGCUAUAAAUCUGAAUGCAGAUUUACGGAACAAAUAUCUAAGCUGUGACUAUAGUUGAGCUAGGUAAUGGUUCCAUAUAAUCUAGGUUUGGCCAAAUAUCUGGAAUUCAGAUUGUAAUGUGCUGCAAUUCAAAGUUUAACAAACACCCUGUGCAUGUUAUGCAUUUUAUAAAAUAUGUGAAAUAAUUGUGUAAAAAAUUAUGUUCGCUUGACAAGUUGAGUUGUAUAUAGGUUUUAUUAAACAAACUCUUUCAAUUUGCGUGAUUUUCAAAUUAA